CAACACUCUUGUUUGUUUCGUCAAUUCUGAGGUAAAAGAAAGUAAGAGAAAGAGACAGAGAGAUUCACACACCUGCUUUCAAUUUCGGCUGAAAGAGUGAGAGAAAGUUGCAAUGGCGAAAAAGGCAGUAUUGAUCGGAAUCAACUACCCGGGCACCAAGGCGGAGCUGAAAGGUUGCAUAAACGACGUGUGGCGGAUGCAGCAGUGCCUCGUCGAGCGUUACGGCUUCUCCGAAGACAACAUCACCGUGUUGAUCGACACGGACAAAUCGUACACGGAGCCGACGGGGAAGAACAUCCGGUCGGCGUUGACCUCGCUGGUCCGAUCGGCGGAGCCCGGAGACGUGCUCUUUGUGCACUACAGCGGACACGGAACGCGUCUUCCUGCGGAAACGGGAGAGGAUGAUGACACUGGAUUUGAUGAAUGCAUUGUUCCUUCUGAUAUGAACCUCAUCACUGAUGAUGAUUUCAGGGAAUUUGUUGAGGGGGUCCCUAGUGAUUGUAAGCUCACAAUAGUAUCAGAUUCUUGCCAUAGUGGUGGCCUAAUUGACGGAGCUAAGGAGCAGAUAGGAAAUAGUACGAAGAGAGAUGAGCAACAUUCUGGUUCUGGCUUUGGUUUGUCCAGUUUUCUACGUCGUACUGCGGAGGAUGCCAUUGAGUCUCGUGGAAUUCAUAUUCCUUCAGCAUUGCGCCAUCAUAGACACAAGUAUGAUGAUGAAACUGAUGAUAGGGACAUUGAACUUCCACAUGAGCAGUAUGGCCAUGUAAAAAAUAGGUCAUUGCCACUUUCUACUGUCAUAGAGAUACUGAAGCAGAAAACUGGAAAAAGUGAUAUCGAUGUUGGGAAAUUGAGACUUUCACUUUACGAUAUUUUUGGGGAAGAUGCUAGCCCUAAAGUAAAGAAGUUCAUGAAGGUUAUAUUGAACAAACUCCAACACGGGGAUGGUGGAAGUGACAAACACGGUGGAAUCUUGGGGUUGGUGGGUAGUCUUGCCCAAGAGUUUAUCAAGCAAAAGCUGGAUGCUAAUGAUAAUGGAUAUGCAAAACCUGCCAUGGAAACACAGGUAGACAGUAAGUAUGAAGCGUAUGCUGGAUCAACAAAGCCUCGUCUUCCAGACGGUGGAAUUCUGUUGAGCGGUUGUCAGACUGAUCAGACCUCUGCAGAUGCAAGUCCAGCCGGUAAUGCUGCCAAUGCUUACGGAGCUUUCAGCAAUGCAAUACAGGCUAUAAUUGAGGAGACACGUGGUGCAGUCACAAAUCAAGAACUUGUUUUGAAGGCAAGAGAGAAGCUUAAGAGAGGAGGUUUCACCCAAAGACCAGGACUCUACUGCAGUGAUCACCAUGUUGAUGGUUCUUUCGUGUGCUGAUAAAUUUUCAUCUAGUGCAGAAAAAGGGAAUAAUUUAUGAUUGGUAUGGCAUGCUUGUGUAUUACUAUGUUUGGGACAAUCAAUGUUGCUCAAAAGGAAUA
Messenger RNA from Vigna umbellata (rice bean), 1467 nucleotides. RefSeq names its product metacaspase-5-like. Gene Ontology annotation, molecular function: cysteine-type endopeptidase activity. The record is from RefSeq and is a predicted model, not a curated record. Gene Ontology annotation, biological process: proteolysis. Gene Ontology annotation, cellular component: cytoplasm. Lineage: Eukaryota; Viridiplantae; Streptophyta; Magnoliopsida; Fabales; Fabaceae.